GGAGCCACGGGAAAUAACUGAGGGCAGCCAAGGCCUCAGGGGGCCGCCCCGCUGCAGGGCGGAGGCGGGAACCGAGCACUGUGGGGCGGAGAGGAGCCCUCGCUCUCCACGGCGCCGGGGUCACGGCUCCCCACCCCUCUCCACUCCUUCGCGCAGCCCGAAUCCGGAUACCAGCGGCGUUUCGGGGCGGCCCCUUCCGCUCGUCCUAGGCGCCGGGCCUGGACAUGCAGCUCCAGCGGGGACUGCGGCUUCUGCGGCUCGGGGCCUACGCGGGUCCAGGCGCCACGAACGGAGCCGCAGCCGUCGGCCGCGUCCUUCGGCCCCGCGCGCUGCUCGUCGGAUCCCGGCCCCGCCCCGGCCUCCGCCUCCGCCUCCGCCUGGCGCCCCGCCCCUGGCCGCUGCGCGGGGCUGCCGCCUCCGCUGCCAGCCGAGACCUGUCACCCGCUAGCGCCAGAACCAUGGAGCACCCCGGAGCGGGAGGAAUAAAUUCCAGUGAGUGUGAAAAUUUGUCAAGGAAAAAGGAAAUGUCAGAAGAAUUGGAAGCCAAUACUAUGGAUUCUCUGGUAGAUAAGCCAUUUGCUACUAUAGAUAUUAAAGAUGAUGGUGGAAUCACCGAUGUACCUCAAAAUAAUUUGGAGAGAAGUGAAGGAAAUGAAUGGCUCAGUAAAGAUCAAAUAAAGAAGAGGAAAAAAAAACACAAAGACUAUCAACCCAACUAUUUCCUAUCCAUUCCGAUCACCGACAAAGAGAUUACAAGAGGAAUUAAGAUCCUGCAAAAUGCAAUAACACAACAAGAUAAGCGAAUGUCCAAGGCAAUGACCGAUGAUGGUUCCCUUCAUGUUACCUUGCUAGUGAUGCGGUUGUUAAAUGAUGAUGAAAUAAACAUUGGUAUUGAUGCUCUUUUGGAAUUAAAGCCAUGCAUAGAAGAAAUCCUGCAAGGAAAAUAUUUGACUUUGCCCUUUCAAGGGAUUGACACUUUUGAAAAUCAGGUUGGAUUUGUGAAGCUGGCAGAAGGAGAUCACACAAACCCACUUUUGGAGAUAGCAGAGGCAGCAAAAAGGACAUUUCAAGAAAAAGGCAUCUUGGCAGGAGAGAGCAGAAGUUUUAAGCCUCAUUUGACCUUCAUGAAAUUGUCCAAAGCACCAUGGCUCAGGAAGAAGGGAGUGAAAAAAAUAGACCCCAAAUUAUAUGAAAAAUUUAUCAGUCACAGAUUUGGAGAAGAAAUGGUCCAUCGCAUCGAUCUUUGCUCCAUGGUAAAGAAAAAGCAAAGUAAUGGUUAUUAUCACUGUGAGUCUUCAAUUGUGAUUGGGAGAAGAGCACCAGGAAGGAAAGACGGCACCAGUGCCAUGGGCCAGCUCUGCUGCUUUCCUUUCUCCAGAGAUGAGGAAAAAAUCAGUGAGUCCUCUACAGUCCUGCAGAGCUACAGCAAGGAAACACCCAGCUGGCCGAGUGGCAAGAGACCUAUUGGAAUCCGGGAUUUAAUUAAUGAAGCUUUACAUCAAGAAAGAAUGGGUCUGAAGGCCAAAGUGAAACAGAUAAAAGAACUUUUAUUCAAGCCUGAGACUCAGGCCAAAAUUAGGAGGGAACUCUUUGAAGGAAGAUCCAUUAACCACAGUAAUCAAGGAAAUGAUGUUGAUUUCAGUGACACUUUGACAUAAGUUCUACAUCACUCUCAUGGUACCAUAGUUAAUGAAAUUUUUUCAGCUUAUUAAAUAGCUCUUUGGUAAAUACCAAAGAAGUGUUCUGAUAGUGUCUGCACAGCAGCACACUAACAUUUGGUAAGGAAUUAACAACUUCUUACCAAAGAAAACUGAUUGUGCCCUAUUAUUUUUUUAAGCUAAACUUCUGUUUUGGAAUAUUUGUUUCUAUAAUAUCAAGAGUUAUUUUGUUAAAAGGACUUCUUAAUUGGCUGUUGUAAAAUGUUUCUGGGGUCCUCACAGAUAAAAUAUAGACUGUGAAAAAUCACUUACAGACAAAAAAAACAUCCAAUAGUUUAAGGGUCACUUGCCUCCUGUUGACAAGAUCUUUGUUGUAAUGUCCACACGUAUCUAUAGCUAGUGUUACUCUUAGUGGGAAUUUGAAUGUUUAUUGAAUACCAGUACUUGAAUGAACAAUUAUAAAUGUAAUUAUUGUAAUCACUGGUUAAGAAUGUUUUAUAAUAUCCGUAUGUAUUAUUUUUCAAUGAUCAAAAUGUAGUUUGCUUUUUUCAUUCCUGAAUGAAUAAGUGUUUGGGGUUUUUACUUUCUAGUUUUCUGAAGAUAAACCCAGGUCUUAACUGUAUCCCUUAUAAUCUGAGUUUGUUUGCACUGGUUCGUUUUUAGAGAAAAUUCUUGAAAAUUUUCCCUUUAUGCGGUAAUCAUUGGUAGCAACUUUUUCUAUGGUCAUUAUGAAAUGACUGCUACUAAAAGAUCAUGAUGGAAGGGCGAAAUUAUUGGAGAUCAAAUAUGUAAUCAUUUCAAAUAUAAAAUCCAGCUUAUUCAUGGAUUUUAGCUAUUUUUCCACUGGGCAAAUGAUGCUACAUUUAUUUAUAAAUGAGUUUUUGCAUUUUCAUGCUCCUUAAUAAAUGUGUUGUUUUCCCUU
Rhinolophus ferrumequinum (greater horseshoe bat) is the source of this 2580-nucleotide messenger RNA. It is a transcript of the gene AKAP7, whose product is annotated as A-kinase anchoring protein 7. The coding region runs from base 225 to 1658 and encodes 477 amino acids. Gene Ontology annotation, cellular component: cytosol. The transcript has 10 exons. Gene Ontology annotation, molecular function: protein kinase A regulatory subunit binding. NCBI's taxonomy places the organism in Eukaryota, Metazoa, Chordata, Mammalia, Chiroptera, Rhinolophidae. The record is from RefSeq and is a predicted model, not a curated record.